UUUAAAAGUUCUCAAACUUUCUAAUGAUGUCCCGGCUGGAUAUAUAGCUCAGUUGGUAGAGUGCUUGCCUUGCAAGUACGAAGCCCUGGGUUCGAUCCCCCUAUUCCCUGACCAUAUCGAAGUAGUUGCAGCAACAAUCAUCCAGGCCUGGUUUCCUCAGUUCCCCAGGUCCAGAAAAGCUCUAGCCACUCCGAUAGUCGCUAGUAGCAUGUCUGUCUGCUGGUAACAGACCCCCUAAAUAUUAAUAGUCUCUUCCCAACCCAUAGGAUAAAUUAGACCCACAGUUUUUUCUCCAUAUCCGAUUUCCUCCAGGUCCUGGGGGUAAAAAGGGGGCAUUUUUAUCCCUCACCUCACCACCCAUCUCAUGCUAGCCAGGGAGUGGCUCUGAUGACAAAAGUCAAAACUUAGAAAUAUUCUAUGAGGUGGUGAAGAAACAGGGAUCUAAAAAAAGCACAAACUUACUGUAUCAGCUCCAGGUUCUGGAGGGUGGUCGCCCAACCAUUCACCCCAAAUAGUAAACAUGCCAGGAGUUAAGAGUUACAACAGUGAACAAAUGAACCUUGGUUCGGGUCCCCUCCUGAUUUUCCAAUUUCAGAGAGCAGAAGCUGAACGUCCUCCCAACCCUACGUCCCUUUCCUUCCUGGCUACAGAGGGCGGGACCGAGAGAGACGCAUGCGCAUAGGAAGAUCCGCCUUCGAACCGGAACUUCGAUACCUGGACGCAUAGGAACACCCGGCCAUUGUACAGUGCACUGCCGGAAGUACCUCUAGAGUGCGCGGGGUUGAGAUUGGUGUGCGGAUCCUGCGGCGGCGGUUAAGUCAGAGAGACUGGAUGGAGGCAGUGGCGGCAAAGGAACCCGAUGAGGGCUGCACGGAGCCCAAACCUGGGCACUGGGGAGAGUUGGACUGGACACUGGUCCCAUCCAGACCAGAAGGCAAGGCAGAAGCAGCAGAGAGCUCACCAGGGGCCCUGGACAGUGACAUUCCUGGAGCUGAGAAUGCAGCAGUCAGUGCCAUGCUGCAUGCUGUGGCUGCCAGCCGCCUCCCUGUGUGCAGCCAGCAGCAGGGUGAACCUGACUUGACAGAACGUGAGAAGGUGGCCAUCCUGGGCCAGCUGUACCACGAGAAGCCACUGGUGUUCCUGGAGCGCUUCCGCACAGGCCUCCGAGAGGAGCACCUUGCCUGCUUUGGCCACCUGCGUGGUGACCACCGUGCUGACUUCUACUGUGCUGAGGUGGCUCGGCAGGGCACUGCUAGGCCACGCACACUGCGUACCCGCCUGCGUAACCGGCGCUAUGCUGCACUGCGUGAGCUCAUCCAAGGGGGUGAGUACUUCAGCGAUGAGCAGAUGCGCUUCCGGGCGCCCUUGCUCUAUGAGCAGUACAUUGGGCAGUACCUCACUCAGGAGGAACUCAGCGCCCGCACCCCAGUGCCCCAGCACCCCAGACCUGGCUCCCCUGGCACACCUGCCUGCCCACUCUCCGACCUACUGCUCCAGUCCUACCAGGAGCGGGAGUUGCAGCAGCGGCUGCUCCAACAGCAAGAGGAAGAGGAGGCCUGCUUGGAGGAGGAAGAAGAGGAGGAGGACAGCGAUGAAGAAGACCAGAGAUCAGGCAAGGACUCGGAGACCUGGGUGCCCGACUCGGAGGAGAGGUUGAUCCUGCGGGAAGAGUUCACCAGCCGGAUGCACCAGCGCUUCCUAGAUGGCAAGGAUGGGGACUUUGACUACAGUGGACGACAACCCUGACUUUGACAACUUGGACAUUGUGGCGCGGGAUGAGGAAGAGAGGUACUUUGAUGAGGAAGAACCUGAGGAUGCACCCAGCCCAGAACUGGAUGGGGAUUGAUGGCUACCACCCCUCCAGCCAGCUGUCCGCCCUUCCCAGCCCAACAAGGCAACUGAUCACAGGCUGGUUCAGUGACUCUUUCUCCAGAGGGACAUUAGUGCAGCACCCCUGCCCCAUGGGAUUUGGUGUCAUCUCUACAACACCCCCACCUCUUUCUGGAGUUCCCAGCCCUUCUCCCUCUUUUCCCCACUCUCCUCCUGUGCCCUGCCAGUCUUUUUCUUUCUUACUGUCUCUCUUCUGAUUUUCUUUCUGUGUCUCUCACCCUCUAUCACUGCCCCUUUUCUCCUCUUCCCAGGUCUGGCCACUGUUGUCUGCCUCCCCCAUUCUCCCACUCUGUACCCUGGGCUCUGUCCCCACAGCAUGGGAUAAAUGUUCCUCCUGGACUGAGGCCAGCCAGUGGGGCCUAUGGUGGCUGGAGCUGGUGAGAGUGAUUCCAGUGUCCAGCACCCUGGGGGAGGGGCUGCACCUGGGCCCAGCCCAGCUGUGCUAGGCUCCCUGGCUCCACCCUGCUCUCCUCCACCUCUCUGCUGUGUCUGCAGGGCUGCUUGGCUCAGCACCUCUUGCUCCUGUUCUGUUCCCAUCUUUCUUUGCCUCUCCUGGGCCCAUUGUUCUUUCUGCCUGUACAUUUCCAUUUCUCUCCCAGCCUCGGUGCUGCCCCUGCCCCUCUCUACCUCAGUCUUUAUCUCUCUGGGUUUCAGUCCCCCACCCCCACCCCAGCCCUGUACCCAUGCACAGAACUGGCUGCAGGGGCUGGGGGCAAGGGGAACCCAGAGGGCUACACAGAAGCAGAACUGGGGAUCCUGGGGCCUGCCAGCUUGAGUGUGGGAGGGGGACUCUCCCCACCCCCUCCCACCCAGCCACAAGUUUCCCUUCCUUCACUUCCUCCGCCUCCCUCUCCCUCUCCUGUUUACACUCCCCAAAUACGCACAGGCUGUUAUCAUGGGUCCUGAGUCAUCCCACACACGCAGCCUGCCCCAGCAGCCUCCCUGCCCCCAGCCAGCCACAGGGCCCGCCCCAUAGAGCCCCCUGCCGCCCUGGGCUAAUGGGAGCCAGAUGGCCGCCUGUGACUCAGCCAUGGCUGUGGGAACCCAGGCGUCCCACCUUCCCAUGCCCCAUCACCCAGCCCUUGUUCCCCCCGCAGACAGAAGGAACUGGUCACUUGGGGUGGGAGCUCAGGCCAAGGGUCAGUGGGGCUAGGCCCAGGAACCCCUCACUUGUGAGAAGGAAUUGUGACAUCUUGCCCUGACCAGCCUUGAAGGACCCUCAGAAGCACCUCCUGGGGCCAUGGUUCCUGACCCUGGGCCUCUGGGUCAAGUAGGAUCAGCACCAGACAUGGAAAGUGAGAGCUGAAUGGAGGCAGCGGAUGUGCAGAUGGAGAGAGUUAAAUAAUGAGAGCUGCUGGGCACUCGGGUCCUGUGCCAGGCCGCACCAGGUGCCUGAUGCUGUGCCGAAGCCUCUGAGUAGCUGCUGGCUCUUCUGCAGCUGGUCAAGGAGCCCUGGAACAGACUCCUCCUCAAGGCACUCCGGCCUCCGAGGCAGAACCAAGAUGAAACUACUCUGCCUGCUGCCUGGCAGAUAUAGGGCCACCCGAGUAAGACAAGUGGGAGGAGGACAGGACACAGUGACACCAGGGAGCCUCCACAGAAAGGAGACAUCACACGAAAGUCAGCACUGGGGUGACUGGUCAGUACAGCAGUCCUGUGCGGGGUGUCUGGCAGUGUCACUAAUUCUGUCUCCCAGAGGACAUACAGCAGUAAGGCCCAAAAUAAUCCAGUCAGCUGGACUCAGGACUCCU
This is a messenger RNA of Sciurus carolinensis (gray squirrel), 3641 nucleotides long. RefSeq names its product coiled-coil domain containing 97 (gene Ccdc97). The record is from RefSeq and is a predicted model, not a curated record. The transcript has 5 exons. Bases 832 to 1746 code for a protein of 304 amino acids. NCBI's taxonomy places the organism in Eukaryota, Metazoa, Chordata, Mammalia, Rodentia, Sciuridae.